Messenger RNA from Nerophis ophidion (straightnose pipefish), 6974 nucleotides. RefSeq lists its product as uncharacterized. NCBI's taxonomy places the organism in Eukaryota, Metazoa, Chordata, Actinopteri, Syngnathiformes, Syngnathidae. The record is from RefSeq and is a predicted model, not a curated record. The transcript is spliced from 2 exons. The coding region runs from base 1 to 1386 and encodes 461 amino acids.
AUGAGCUAUUUAAAGUUUGACACUAGUACACCCUUACAUAGAAGUGUUGGCAGAGGUAGAGGGAUCCCAUUUGUGUUGCAGUUUGACAGUCCUGUCCAAGGAGAUGUAGCUCAUGUGGCGGGGGGUAGACAGGUUCCAGUAGAGGCUCACUCAGAUAGUGGAGACAGGGUUCCUUCUCAGAGCCACCACAUGAAUACUACAUUGAACACACAGGUUACUGCUACGCCAACAGCAGAUCCCACUUUACAGUCACACGAUGUAGUCAGCCAGAUGAGUGACAUUAUAAGGCACGUUGGCCAGCAGCUAGCUGACAGUAUAGUUACACAUCUAGGGCCAGCUCAUACUAUGCUGACACCUAGUGCCUCAGGUGUUUGUGACACGCCCAUUAACACACUAACACAAGGUCAAGACUCCUCACAAGUGCGUCAAGUAUCACACAGGAAGGUGAAAGAACCUCCGUCCUUUAGGGGAGAUGACACGGACGCGGUGGAUGUGCACGAAUGGGAGGACCUGAUGAGGAACUACGUAAGGAGGUCUGACAUCAACAUGGAGAAUCAGGCAGAAGAAAUGCUUGUCCACCUCAGAGGCAGAGCAAGAGACAUUGUGAAAUUUGUCAUGAGGAAUAGUGGCAUUGAUGUUACAAAAAAUCUAGAUGCGAUCUAUAGCCUUCUUCGUAAGCAUUUUGCUGCUGUGCCCUGCUCAACUCUUCCCCUGGCAGACUUCUACACAACGUUGCCGAAGGCAAAUGAAGGUGCAUACGACUACUGGCUGAGACUCAACCAAGCUGCUGACAUUGCAGCUGACCGCCUCGAGGAACAAGGCAAGAAUUUGGACUGCUCCGCCAUUCAGGUGACACGAAUGUUUAUAAAGAAUUGCCCCUCCAGAGAUCUUUCCAUGACAUUCAGGUCAAAGACGAUUGACAAGUGGUCGGCUGUGGAAGUCCAGGCUGUGCUGGAUGAAUAUCACACAGAGUUGUCCUCAAAGAAUGCUGCUGAGAUGAGUAGGAAGCCCAAUGAAUGUGUGUAUUUGAACAAUGUUGAUAUGCUUCACACUGCAGUUGGUCGUUCUGACACUAAAGAGGCUAACAUGGCUAAGGGUACAGACCAGAAUGCCUUUGAACGUGUCAUAGCCAUGUUAGAAAAAUUUUGCUGGAGCGGUCUGCUCAAGCCCGUACUCCUGUGGCCAGACCACCAAAGACACGGUUCUCCAGAAUUAUGGGUCUGGAUAACUCGCCUUGUGCUGUUUGUGGUGACAUGGCUCACUCUGCACUUUUUCACUGCCGUAGGGAUAGACUCUGUUUUCAGUGCUACUCACCUGACCGCGCGAGGCGCGAUUGUCCUGCUCAGGCGAGGUUCACGCCAGCUGCACAGUCGGAAAACUGAUUGAUCUGCACCAGGGGGAGGUCGGUGUAGAUCCUGUUAAUGAUCCUCCCUGUAGUUUUUCCGAUGAUUUAGAGUCUAUGUUUGAGUCACUCAGUUCCGACAUACCCCCAGAUAGAACAGUUGUUUUCCAAGGCACACACAGAAUUCAGAAGUCUGAUAGCUUGUUCUAUACUACUGUCACAUCGGGUGGUAUUCCCCUGACAGCGAUGAUUGAUAGUGGGUCUACAGGUUGCACAUUAAGUGAGUGUGCUGUAGCGCGGUUGUUGGAGCACAUUCCAAACAUGAAGUGACACUCAACUGAUGGUGUUGUCAUUAUUGGAUGUGGUGGCCAUCAAGUGACCCCUUCAGCUGUUUAUGAUGUGGAAGUGGUGGUGUAUGAACGCAAGUUGGCUGUUCCCAUGUUUGUUGUGCCAGGACAGACAGACGACAUGAUCCUGGGCAGUAAUGUCAUAACAAAGAUUCUUCAACUGAUGAGAGGGACUGAGAGCUACUGGCGACUCAUGUCAGAGCCUAGCAGCGUCAUUGAUGAAGAUUGCCACCGGUUCUUCUCUCUCCUUUCUAACACAGAGAAAUGGAGGGGUGAAACUGCCUGACAAGGUUGGCACGCUGAAGCUUCAGCAAUGUGUCAUGCUCCAGCCGAUGAGUGAACACCUUGUUUGGGGUAAGCUUCCUGCCUCAGCACCUUUGUCAGUUGGCAGCUCAGUGAUGAUCGAACCGACCCAGUCACGGUGUAGAUCAAGGAAGAUUCUAGUUGGUAGGGUGAUAUCACCAAUGUGGGGUGAUCGAUACCUGCCUAUGAAAAUCAUCUACCCCACCAGUGAGCCUGUGAUGCUUAAGAAAAACUCAAAUCUAGCAGAUGUGUUUUCCUGUGUUGCUGUUGAAGAUUUGUCUCAGCCUGACCACAUCCAAGUUCACUCCCAAGUUAUGUCUGCUGCUACAGAGGUAAAGUCUAAAGAGGACAUCAAGGCAGCGCUGCACAGGCUUGGUCUGCAAGAUCUGGAUCUGGAUGCUUGCGCUGUCUCCGACCUUUGGAGAGACAGGCUUUUCCGGCUCAUCGAGAGACAGACAAUCUUUUCGCGCAACAAGAUGGACUGUGGGGAAGCAUCUGACUUUGUGCACAAGAUACAUCUGGUGGAUGAGAGGCCUUUCCGCCUGCUCUAUCGCAGGGUGCCACCAAAUUACUAUGAGAAGCUAAGAACCGCUCUCAGUGAGAUGGAAGAAAAGGGCAUAAUCCGGAAAUCCACAAGUGAAUAUGCAUCACCUUUGGUUCUUGUUUGGAAGAAAGAUGGAAAUUUGCCCAGCUGCACUGAUUUCAGAUGGCUCAAUGCGAGGACAGUGAGAGACACACACCCACUGCCUCAUCAGGCUGAUGCUCUCGUCGCACUUGGAGGAAAUGUCUUUUUCUCCACCAUGGAACUCACGUCAGGAUUCUAUAAUGUACCUCUGUUUGAAGGACACAAGAAGUACACCGCCUUUUCCUCCCCCUUUGGUCUUCAUGAGUACAACCGAAUGCCACAGGGUCUCUCGAACAGCCCAGCUACAUUUAUGAGGAUGAUGCUCUCUAUUUUCGGGAAUGAGAAUUUCACUAGCCUCUUGUGCUACCUUAACGAUCUCAUGGUCUUUGGUCCAACAGAAAAGAUAACGCUUGAGCGGUUGGAGAUGGUUUUCUCCCGCUUGAAGGACCACAACCUCAAGUUAGCACCAAAGAAGUGCCACUUUCUCAGGAGAUCAGUGAGAUUCUUGGCCAUGUUAUAUCUGAGUCAGGAAUCCAAACAGACCCUGGAAAGGUUGAAGCCAUUUGCAGAGUGCAGGCAUCUGACUUGAUGGAUAGUGAUGGUGUAACUCCCUCUCAAAAGAAGACUCGAUCUUUCUUGGGGAUGGUGUUGUAUAAUCAACAUUUUAUUGAGCAUUGCUCCAUUAAGGCUAGACCCUUAGUUAAGCUCAUCUCGGGUCAGAAGGCAAUUGGUAAGGCCAGGCGAGGAAUGAAAUCUAAAUUGAAGCAGUCGAGUUGUGUCAAGCUGUCAGCAGAGGACUGGACAACCGAGUGUCAGAAAGCAUUUGAAACAUUGAAAUGUGACCUGUCCCAAGGGGUAACACUGGCUCAUCCUGACUUCGGAAAGCCUUUUAUUCUUGCUGUGGAUGCUUCGUUUGAUGGCAUCGGAGCUGUUUUGUCCCAGCUUAGUGCUGGCGAAGAGGUUUCAAGGCCAGUCGCAUUUGCUAGUAAAACGCUGUCAAGAGCCCAGCUGAACUAUCCAGCUCAUAGGCUGGAAUUUUUCGCUUUAAAAUGGGCCAUUUGUGAUUAGUUCUCCCACUGGCUAAAAGGGAGGCACUUUACUGCAUGGUCUGACAACAACCCCCUGACCUAUGUCUUGACAAAGCCCAGGCUGGAUGCCUGUGAACAAAGAUGUGUUGCAAAACUGGCAGCUUACGAUUUUGACCUGAAAUAUGUGCCAGGGCCCAAGAAUACAGUGGCUGAUGCCUUGAGUCGUGAGCCCUUUGUGCAGUCCUGUGUCAGUCAUCGUUUGGUAAAGGAGCCAUAUCUCUCCUUGUUGGAUCAAGUGAAUGAAGUUGUGAAUGAUACUGUACAACAUGCUUUACGUUUGACCACCAACUGUCAACCUGUUCGAUCUUCAGGAGGCCAAUCGACCGAAGGACAAGUUUCUUCUCAGUCACCUGGAGGUGCAAUUGCUGCUGGAGAAGUGUCCGCAGUGUUAGACGCACACCGGACUGGCGGUGUCUCUUUGCUGCCAGGAACAAGCCCAACAUCGCUACAGCUGCCCAAAGAAGAUUCAUCUGUGGUUGUCUCUCACAGUCAACUACAAAAUCUUCAGCAGCAGGACCCCACGAUUAGCAGCGUUCUCUUCUAUGUGAACCGACACAAAAGACCGUCAAGACAUGAAAGAACGACUGAGUCGAGCUGUGUGCUCAGAUUGUUGAGACACUGGGAUAAGUUCAAAGUAUGUGGUGGAAUUCUAUAUCGAGUGAAGAAGGACGGCUUCAUGAACAAGAAAAUCUUUCAGUUUGUCGUUCCAGACUCGCUGAAGAGACAGGUCUUACAUGGCGUUCAUGACGCAGCUGGUCAUCAGGGCCGCUCUAGGACGUUUUCUCUGGCCAGCGAAAGAUUUUUCUGGAUAGGAAUGGAAAAAGAUAUCUUGAGACAUGUUGUCAACUGUCAGAGAUGCAUUUUGGGUAAGACACCUGAACCAGAAGCCCGUGCACCUCUUGAGAACAUUCGCACUUCGGCUCCCAUGGAAUUAGUGUGCAUUGAUUUUUGGACAGCGGAAUCAGGUGACAAUAAAUGCACUGAUGUCCUGGUUGUGACAGACCAUUUCUCGAAGUUGGCUCUUGCAUUCCCCUGCAGAAACCAAUCAGCAAAGCAAGUUGCCCGGUGCCUGUGGGACAAGUUUUUCUGCAUCUAUGGAUUCCCUAAAAGGAUUCAUUCGGACCAAGGAUCUUCUUCAGAUGGCGGGAGUGCAAAAAUCCCACAUGACUCCAUAUCAUCCAAUGGGCAAUGGUAUUACUGAAAGAUUCAACAGAACUCUUGGAGGUAUGAUUCGGACCCUUCCCCCGAAAUCCAAGUCCAGAUGGCCGCAAAUGCUCCAGACUCUGACGUUUUGGUACAACUGUACAGUGCAUGAGACCACAGGCUUUGCCCCGUUUUACCUGAUGUCUGGUCGUGUCCCACGCUUGCCUGUUGACGUUAUGUUCCAUCAUGUCUUGGAGAACUCCACUGUUGUCAGCCAAAAUGAGUUUGUGUGCCAUCUAAAAAGGGAUUUCAUCGAGGCCACACGGAUUGCUAAACAACACGCAGUUGAUGAGCAGGAUCGUCAUGCGAAGAUAUACAAUCGAAAGGUUAAAGGGUCACAGUUAGUUGUAGGUGACAGAGUGUUGCUUGCCAAUCGAGGUGAAAAAGGGAAGAAGAAAGUUGCAGACCGAUGGGACUCAACCCCUUUUGACGUUGUGUCUGUGAGAUCAAAGAUCAAUGUGUACCGGAUUCGUGAUGCAACAGGGAAAGAGAAGGUAGUACACCGGAAUUUGCUGCUCCCAGUUGAUCUCCUGACAUUCUCCGGGAUUGAUGAAGCCCAGACAAAUUCUGAUGAGUCACAGUCAGAUACAGAUUGUGGCGAUAACCAGCCCAGUGUUUUGUGUAAUCAAGAUGAUGUUCAAGCACGGACUAAGGAAUGGCUCAUGCAGUCACCGGCUCAGGCAGAGGCAGGAACUGAUGAUGAAAUUGAGGAUGAUCAGCUCGAUGAAGGCUGUCGGAUGGAUGGCAUUGUGGAAAGCCAGUCUGUGGAAUUGCCUAUCAACCUCUCUGCCGAAUCUGGAAGCAGCCACAUGAGUCACGCACACACUGAACUUUCAUUUGACCCUGUAGUUCACACAACACAUUUGACAGACCUUCCUGUUGCCCUAGACGACUCGUCCCCACUACAGGUUGAGUUAGAAGAAGUAGCCUGCACACAUCCACUAGACACUCAGGGAACCUUAGUCUCCACAAGGUGUGGUAGAAGUAUUAGGCCACCCAAAAGACUUAUUUGGGAGAUGUCAUUCCAGAGAGUUGUUGUACCACCAUUAGUAUGGGUGUAAUUCUUUGAUUUGGUUUUGGGACGAACCGUGAUAUUGUUGACUUGUAUUAGCACAAUUGUAAAAUGUAUUCUAUAAGCUGGACGCUAAUAGCGCUACUGCUGGGCGUAGAUAUGUACGUGUAUGUGAAAUGUAUAUGGCAUUUCUAAUGGUCUGUGAUAGGUGCAGGUUUUGGUACCCUCCUCUGCCUAUACACUUCUUGAGGAAGAAUUUCUGACGUUGACUUUUCCGUUGUACAUUAUUGCCCGAGAUCCUCAUACUGUUUCUACUUUUUGUCGUUAAAACUGUUCUUCAUGUUUUGCCUCACUUCAGCAUACUUUAAGGGGGGUGUAUAUAACGGUGUAGAAAACAGAAUAUCCUCAUGCUUGAUUAAAUUAUGAAUUAAGUGUUCCAACAGCGCCUGUUGCUGGCGAGAAGUGGUAUGUACGGUCACCUGUGGGAAGUGCUCAGAACUGUGACGCCUCCAAACUGAGAAUCCCGUGACCCAAGUAGACUCACAAUCUCACAAUUUGCACUGUUUUACAGGUAAUAUUAUAUUUCAUGCCACUGUGUUUGUUUGGCUGUUCACAUAUUUGUCCUGACCUAUUGUAUGAUGCUAAUGCUAGCAUGGCUAGGCCGCAGCCUGGUUUAUCAACCGCAUGGUUUGAAGCAGCCAUUUUGGAUGCGAGGUGUGUUUAGGGACAUCCUGUAAAAUGUAGUUUCUGUAAAUUUACUGUGUAUUUUGCAUAUUAAAAAAAAAGGAUUAUUGUUAAUUUGAGCACACCAUUGUCAGUACAUGUGAAACCAUUGAAGAAAUUAAUAUGAUGAUUAGUAUAAAGAUUUGGUCUAAACACUAUACGAUCACACCCAAAUGUAACAUGUUGUUUGUACAAUGAAACUAUGGUUUGUUAUGUCAAACAUCAGAACUGUGACACCUCCAAACUGAGAAUCCCGUGACCCAAGUGGACUCACAAUCUCACAAUUUGCACUGUUUUACAGGACACUGUAAUAAAAGAAAUUCAUAAUCCA